Messenger RNA from Mercurialis annua (annual mercury), 2094 nucleotides. RefSeq lists its product as uncharacterized. The coding region runs from base 1412 to 1876 and encodes 154 amino acids. NCBI's taxonomy places the organism in Eukaryota, Viridiplantae, Streptophyta, Magnoliopsida, Malpighiales, Euphorbiaceae. The transcript has 6 exons. The record is from RefSeq and is a predicted model, not a curated record.
GGUUCUUUUAAAAAAAACUAACCCUAGCAAAAUCAAUUUCUUUUUUCCAUUCUUCUUCUCGUCGGCCUCACAUCCUCUCAACUCAAACACUGUGACAAUGGCGAAUCUGACCUAAUUCACUCCACUCCACUCCACUUCACUAACAAUGUCGAAUCUGACCUAAUUCACUCCACUCCACUUCACUAACAAUGGCGAAUCUGACCUAGCCGCCGAUUCACUCCACUCCACUUCACUAACAAUGGCGAAUCUGACCUAGCAGCUGAUUCACUCCACUCUACUUCACUAACAUUGACGAAGCGGUUUUUAUUAGCAACUGAAUCGCUCACUUCACUUAGGUUCAUUUCACUCCAUUAGCAGCUGAAUCGCUCUCUCAUCUUCACGAGCACUAGCAGCAAAUCUCAUAUCAAUGAGAGGUUAUAGGUCUAGCGCGUGACUCGAAUAUCUCUGUUGAAAUUAUGGCCCUAGGUAGGGGUCCUAACAAGGUAGCAAGAAGAUUUUCUGGUUUCAUUAUUAAUGGAAUUAGAUUUCAUACCAAGACCCGUGAAGAGCAAAGACUGACCCAAAAUAGCGGUGUAGUUAACAAAUCAGAAGGAGGGGGUGUGGAAUACUUUGGAAAACUAAGAGAUAUUAUUGAACUAAAUUACUAUGGGAGUUUCAAGAUUGUGUUAUUUAAAUGUGAUUGGAUUGAUGUUCAUCGUAGUGCUGGAAUGAAAAAAGAUGAAUAUGGGUAUACAUUAGUUAACUUCUCUCGGUUAAUUCAUACGGGUGACAAUGUAACUGAUGAUCCGUAUAUUUUUUCUUCUCAAGCUGAUCAAGUGUUCUAUGUGGAAGAUCCAAGUAAUCUAAACUGGCAUGUGGUUAUCAAAAUUAAACCCAGAGAUGCAUUUGAUAUGGGCCAUGAAGAAGAAGAUGAUCAUUCUUUUUCUUCUGUUAGUAGGCAGAUUUUAUGUGAAAAGUGCUCAAUAUUGAUCACUUAUUAGACGCAUCCACAGCUAUAUGGAAUAUGGAAAAGGGUGAAAAGAUAUUUGUAGAGGUGGAUGGAUUUGGAGUUCCAUGCUCUAGAGAAGGUGCAACACUUGGAUCCUUCUUGGGAACUAUUGCAGUGAAUGGGAAAUAUGCACCAUUGGAUAUGCCGAGAUGGGACAGCAAAGAUUAUAAGUCAUUUCGUGAUGAUAUUUUGACUUUAGUGCAAUUUGAUCUGAAAUUACAGUAUUACAGCCGAGAUAAAUCUAAGGAACAAGUCAAAACAGAUGUUCCAAAAGGGAUUGAAAUAACUCAAUGGCGUAUUUUGGUCAAUGGAUAGUAUAUUGAGAGAAGUAAGAGAUUGAGCCAGAUAAAUACUGCCAAUGCAAAUAAGAAGAAAAACAAGCAAACUACUGGAAGAAAAAGUUAUGCAAGACUUCGAAAAGAAAUGGAAAUACAAAGUGGGGUGGCCCCUGACCGACUUACUUUUUUUGACACGACCCAUAGAAAGAAGGAUGGCACGUAUAUUGAUGACAAUAGCAAAGAGCUUAUGGAGAAAGCGAAGACUCUUCAAGCAGAACGUAGUGAAGGUUCUAGCACGAGUUUAGCAAAAAUGAAUGAAGAAAUCUUUCAAGAACUAACAGGUCCGGAGCAUCAUAGGAGAGUGCGUGGUAUGGGUUCCGGAGUCACUCCUACAAGGUAUUUUGGAUCGACUAGGUAUAAUAUUGGAGACAAAUGGCACAAUUCUACAAAUUCAAGUGAAUCGGAAGAGGUUAAAGAUCUCAAGGAACAAGUCAAAAAUAUGUUCAAAACCGUGGAGGCUUUAUCCGCAUUUAUCAAGAGGCAAUUUCCGGAACAACAAUGGAUGCCUACGGCAGUUAAUAAUCCUCAGGACGGUCAUUCCUCAAGUUAGUUGGCAAUUUCUCCGUUCAUAUCAGGGGCAUCAUUCCAUCACCAAGCAAUGUGCUUCCUUUUGCAGGAUUGUUUUUGAAGUCCACUGAUUACAAUGUUUAGAAUCAUUUAUGGAAUUUUGGUUAUUAGUUUUACUGAAAGGCAUACUAUUGGAUGAUUGUUUAGAAUGAUUUAUGAAAAUUUGAUUAAUAAUUCCAAUGAAAAGCAUUUUAUGUGUAA